Lontra canadensis (Northern American river otter) is the source of this 838-nucleotide messenger RNA. It is a transcript of the gene APRT, whose product is annotated as adenine phosphoribosyltransferase. NCBI's taxonomy places the organism in Eukaryota, Metazoa, Chordata, Mammalia, Carnivora, Mustelidae. Gene Ontology annotation, cellular component: cytoplasm. The record is from RefSeq and is a predicted model, not a curated record. Gene Ontology annotation, biological process: AMP salvage; adenine salvage. Gene Ontology annotation, molecular function: AMP binding; adenine phosphoribosyltransferase activity; adenine binding. The transcript has 5 exons. The coding region runs from base 1 to 789 and encodes 262 amino acids.
AUGCCCACACCGGACGACCUCAUCUGCAGCCAGCAGCGGGACCUGCUGGCUCCACAUGCCAGAGACCCAUCCCUGGCGUCCCUCAGCCCUCCUGGUCGGGCUGACCCUGCCCUGAGGACCCACAGCCUCACAGCCCAAGAGCCGGAUGCUGCCCUCCGACCUCCUUCUGCCGGCCUCCUCCAGGGCCCUACCUCCAUCCCGGGAUCCAGAGGACAGGGCUGCGACCUGAGUCUCACCGUCACAGGGGGCCGCGGGGGCGCGCGGGGCGGAGGGGCGCGGGGCCCACGCCCGACGCCCUGCCUCACCCGCCCGCUCGCGCGCGCCAGGGACAUCUCGCCGCUCCUGAAGGACCCCGCCGCCUUCCGCGCGUGCAUCAGCCUCCUGGCGCGCCACCUGAGACAGACGCACGGCGGCGACAUCGACUACGUCGUGGGCCUGGACUCCCGAGGCUUUCUGUUCGGCCCAUCCCUGGCCCAGGAGCUUGGCUUGGGCUGCGUGCUCAUCCGAAAACGAGGGAAGCUGCCCGGCCCCACUGUGUCUGCCUCAUACACCCUGGAGUACGGCAAGGCGGAGCUGGAAAUCCAGACAGACGCCUUGGAGCCGGGGCAGAAGGUGGUCGUCGUGGACGAUCUGCUGGCCACUGGCGGAACCAUGCGGGCGGCCUGUGAGCUGCUGGGCCAGCUGCAGGCCGAGGUGCUGGAGUGCGUGAGCCUGGUGGAGCUGACGUCGCUCAAGGGCCGGGAGAAGCUGGCGCCGGUGCCCUUCUUCUCCCUCCUGCAGUUCGAGUGACGCCCGCCGCGGCCGCCAGGGGGCGCCGGCCACCUGCCUGGACUUUUUU